UCUCUCUCUCUCUCAUGGCUCCAUCUUUCAUCUUUCCGUCAAAUCUCCGCGACCUAGAAAAAGAUCACGGCGAAGAUCGAUUCGUUGUUCAAUCUCUUACCGAUGUAUCUUCCUUUCACACUUCACAGCUCGAGGAUUUCGUCAAAGAAGUGGCAUUUGAUUUAUCCAACAAGGAAUUGUUCUGCAUAGAGGAACAAGAGGUGUUUGAUAGAGUUUAUUCACUCGUUAGGGAUUUCCCUACACUCACUGCAUCUUGUAAGGUUAAUCUUGUUGAAGCCCUAAGGUCCAAUCUCAGUGUCCUCAUCCCAAGUAUCGAAUCUCUUUCAAGAGCUUCUAAUGAUGAUGACGACAACACUUCAAACAUUUCUGACCGGAUUGCUUCGCAUCGAAAUGCUUUUAAAAUAUAUACGUUUUCGCUUCUAUCCAUCGUUGUUGCCGAGGAGACUGCUAAUCAGUCUACAGACAACAUUUCCAAGGUAGGAGCAACAAACCGAAAGAAACAUAGUGUAAAGUCAUGGGAUUGGGAACCUCAGAGGGGACGGAUAUUGACAUUAAUAGCUAAUUCUCUUGAAAUCAAUCUGGGGUUACUCUUUGGAUCUUCUGGUCCUGAUGAAAAUUAUCUUUCUUAUGUUGUGAAAAAUGCAUUCUCUUUGUUUGAAAAAGCAGUACUCCUGAAGGACUCUGACACAAAAGAGGCACUGUGCCGGAUAAUAGGCAGCUGUUCCACUAAAUAUCAGUAUAAGGCACAGACAUGUGCUUCAGUGUUGCAUUUGAUCCACAAAUAUGAUUUCACUGUGGUCCACUUGGCUGAUGCUGUUGCAUCAAUGGAGAAAAAAUACGGAGAUGGCAGCUUAGCAAUCUCACUCAUAAGAGAGAUUGGACGGGCAAACUCAAAGGAUUAUGUGAGGGACACUGUUGGGGCGGAAAACAUUGGACGAUUUCUUGUUGAGCUUGCUGAUCGUCUACCCAAGCUAGUAUCUACAAAUGUUGGAGUUUUGAUUCCUCAUUUUGGUGGAGAAUCUUAUAAGAUAAGAAAUGCACUGGUUGGGGUACUGGGGAAGUUGGUCUCCAAGGCAUUUCAGGAUGUCGAGGGUGAUGUUAGUUCAAAGUCUGUUCGCUUGCGUAGCAAACAAGCCAUGUUGGAGAUCUUACUUGAACGGUGUCGAGAUGUGACUGCAUAUACUCGGAGUCGGGUACUUCAGGUGUGGGGUGAGCUAUGUGAAGAGCAUGCCGUCUCUAUUGGUUUAUGGAAUGAGGUUGCAGUGGUGGCUGCUGGGAGACUGGAGGAUAAGACUGCAGUGGUGAGGAAAUCUGCUUUGAAUUUACUCAUCGUGAUGUUGCAGCAUAACCCAUUUGGCCCACAACUCAGAAUUGCUUCUUUUGAAGCAACCUUGGAAAAGUACAAAGAUAGAUUAUCUGAUCAGGAAACGUCGGACCCUUCAGAGAGUGUCUUGGAUGGGAUACCAUCUGAUACCGAUACCUGUGAAGCAGGCAAUGAUACUGAUCAUAUAAACACUGAUAAGAUACCAGCAGAUCAGCAAGAUAGUGUAAGUGACAGCUGUUUACCUGAUGGUGGAAAGGUUGAUGAGCCUAAGGAUAGUUCCAUGCCAAAUAUAGGUAAUUUGGAACACAUCAGGGCCUUAGUUGCAUCUCUCAAGGCUGGCCUAACAUUCUCAAAGUGCAUAUCAGACACGAUGCCGACACUUACACAGCUGAUGGCUUCAUCUUCUGCCACCGAUGUUGAACACACCAUUCUCUUGCUUAUGAGGUGCAGACAGUUCCAAAUUGACGGAUCAGAGGCCUGUCUACGCAAGAUGAUGCCUCUGGUUUUUUCACAGGAUAAGUCAAUAUAUGAAGCUGUGGAAAGUGCAUUCAUCACCAUUUAUGUAAGAAAAAGCCCCGUGGAAACUGCUAAGAAUUUGUUGUCUCUUGCCGUCGAAUCAAGUAUUGGUGAUCUUGCAGCUCUGGAGUUUAUAGUUUCUGCCUUGGUGUCUAAGGGUGAAAUUUCGACGAGCACGAUAUCUUCCUUGUGGGAUUUCUUUAGCUUUAGUGUCAGCGCAGUCACAGCCGAGCAAAGCCGCGGAGCCCUAUCAGUUCUUUGCAUGGCAGCAAAAUCUUCUGCUGGUGUUCUUGGUUCUCGUCUGCAGGACAUUAUUGAUAUUGGUUUUGGUCGUUGGGCGAAAGAGGACCCUUUGCUCGCCAGAACGGCAUGUGUUGCCUUGCAAAGAUUAUCUAAAGAAGAUAAGGAAAAGCUGAUUGCUACAAGUGGCAGUAGAGUGUUUGGUAUUCUGGAAAGUUUGGUCACUGGGUUGGGGCUACCGCAAAACAUAUGGUAUGCUGCAGUAGAUAAAGCCAUUGCUGCUAUAUAUGCUAUUCAUCCAGCACCAGAAACAUUAGCUGCUCUGGUGGUGAAAAGAUCGUUUAGUGCAGUGUUUCAUUCUAAUGGAGACGAGUUGCCAAAUGGCACAAAUAUUCUUUCCACUGUGCAAGUAGACAAACUUGGUAGAUUUUUAUUUGUUGCAAGUCACGUAGCUUUAAAUCAGCUAGUUUACAUUGAAUCUUGUGUUUUAAAGAUUCGUAAACAAAAAACGAAGACAGAGAAGUCAAAUACUGAGACUCAGAAUGUCCAAGGUGAUGAGUCCUCAAAGGAGAAUAAUAUAAACUCUGAAUUAGGUCUUGCGGUUUCUGAAGAUGCAAUAAUUGAUGCACUCUCUGAAAGAGCAGAGAAAGAAAUUGUUUCAGUCCAUUGUGCUGAAAAGACCUUAAUUGGACACUGUGCACCUUUUCUCUCAAGUCUUUGUAGAAAUUAUGUUUUGAUGCAAAAGUAUCCAGAAUUGCAGGCUUCUGGAAUGCUGGCACUUUGUCGGUUUAUGAUUAUUGAUGCAGAUUUCUGUGAAGAGAAUCUUCAGCUUCUCUUCACAGUUGUGGAGGGCGCACCGUCAGAAACUGUUCGAUCUAACUGCACAAUUGCUCUGGGAGACUUGGCUGCUCGGUUCCCUAAUCUCUUAGAGCCAUGGACUGAGAAGAUGUAUGCUCGACUGCGAGAUCCAUCAAUCUCGGUUCGGAAAAAUGCAGUGUUGGUGCUUUCGCACUUGAUAUUGAAUGAUAUGAUGAAGGUGAAAGGUUAUAUAAAUGAAAUGGCUGUCUGUUUAGAAGAUGAAGAUGAGAGGAUUUCAAGUCUUGCAAAGCUUUUCUUUCAUGAAUUAUCUAAGAAAGGGAGCAAUCCAAUUUAUAAUUUACUUCCGGAUAUUCUUGGAAGACUAUCCAACCAAAAUCUGAAGAAAGAGGUUUUCUACAACAUUAUGCAGUUCUUAAUAGGCUCAAUUAAGAAGGACAAACAAAUGGAAUCUCUUGUGGAAAAGCUUUGCAACAGGUUUAGCGGAGUCACAGAUAAGAAACAGUGGGAAUAUAUUGCCUACUGCCUUUCACAGCUAACAUUCACCGAAAAGGGGAUGAAAAAACUUAUGGAAUCCUUUAAAAACUAUGAACAUGUUCUAUCUGAGGAUUCUGUUAUGGAAAGUUUCCGGAGCAUAAUCAGCAAGGGUAAAAAGUUCGCCAAGCCUGAGCUUAAAGCUUGUGUUGAGGAGUUUGAAGAGAAAUUGGAUAAGUAUCAUAUGGAGAAGAAGGAGCAAGAGCUAACUGCCAGAAAUGCCCUGAUGCAUCAACAAAAGUUAAAUAGUUUGGAAGAGCUUGUGGUAGGAAAGGAUCAAAAGGGACAAGAAGAUUCAGAUACCGAUGCUGCUGAAGCUGGUGAGGUGAUUGACCCUUCAAAUGAGUUGGAUGACGAAUUAGAAGGCUCAGAAGAGGUUGAAGAUCAGAUAGACGAAGCCACGGAAGAAGUUGAAGGUGAUAUUGAAGCUACAGAAGAAGUGGAAGAAGGCACCACAGAAGAAGAUGAAGGCGACGUAGUAGCUACAGAAGAAGUGGGGGCUACUACAAAAGCGGUAACGAAAGAAUUUGAAGGUGACUUAGAAGAAGUAGAAGAGGAAAGAGAUGAUGCCACAGAAGACACCUUGAGUGAGACAAAUAUGUCCACAGAAAUGGAUGAGGAUAGCGAAGAUGAAGAUGAAGAAGCUUAAGCACCAAAAAGUUCUUGCACAGGUAUAAUUCUCUCUCACGCUGUUGGUCUAUUAAACUUCACAUUGUUGGUCAGAUUUUUUUAUUUUAAAAAAGGGAAAGAAAACUUUUUCCCUGAAAGCAUUAAUUUGGUCAAAUCACAGGUUGACUUUUGGUUAAGCUGUUUCCUUUUUUCUUUUUAGCGCUGGUGUAUUGUAAUUACAGUUCUCAUUUUCCAGCAUUCCAUGUAAGAAAGGAAGUAAGGGAACUCGCUUUCUUCCGUGAUAGGUGUUUGUAUGGUGUUGUAAGUCUCGAUCAGUAUAUUUGUAAUGUGAAUUUUUCUGGAGUUCAGGUUAUGCACUUCUUUUUAAGCUAUUUCAGAAGCUUAAG
This is a messenger RNA of Papaver somniferum (opium poppy), 4446 nucleotides long. RefSeq names its product condensin complex subunit 1-like. Gene Ontology annotation, molecular function: histone binding. The record is from RefSeq and is a predicted model, not a curated record. Bases 15 to 4079 code for a protein of 1354 amino acids. The transcript has 15 exons. Lineage: Eukaryota; Viridiplantae; Streptophyta; Magnoliopsida; Ranunculales; Papaveraceae. Gene Ontology annotation, cellular component: nucleus; condensed chromosome, centromeric region. Gene Ontology annotation, biological process: meiotic chromosome condensation; mitotic chromosome condensation; mitotic cell cycle.